UUCCGUAUUACAUCAUGAUUGCUUUACAGUAGGCAGUUCUCGCAAGAAGUAAAAAUAAUUUUAAUUAACUCAAGUUUUAACAAAGAACUUAGUAUCUAUAAGUUAGUUCUUAUAUAUGAUAAUAAAUAUGGCUGAGGAAAAGCAUGGACAUACGUACUAUCAGUGGAUAUAUGCAAGCAUUGGUAUCCAAGUGUAAACUUCGCGCUAGCAAGCUCAUUCUACAGUUUGGUUGUACGUGCCGGAAUUUCCUUGAAAACCGCACUGUGGAGGCACGCAACACAUACAGAUGCUUCCAUAGGAUUCAUGCUGUACGGCAUGGAAGCAGGGUGGUUGUCUCCAAUAACAAAGACGCUCCAGUCGGAACACUCUCCGCUGGGGUCCCCGCUCUCCAGUUCAACCAUAUCAGUGUGCGCCAGCGUCUCGGCUAUCUCAUCGGCAGUUACCGUCCCUCUGUACUCCUACCUAGUGGACAAAUAUGGACGGAAGUGGAUAAUCUUUGCUAUUACUAUUCCACAAGCGUUGUCCAUACUCAUGAGAAUAAUGUUCCCAAACGUGGUAGUACUCUUGAUAGCCAGGUCUGCCGCUGGUAUCUGCGCCAGCGGGGUUUUCACAACAUGCACGAUCUACACUCGAGAGAUCAGCCAGUCGAACAUGAUCGGAAAGCUGGGGUCGCUCCAAGUUGUGAUGCAGUUCACUGGAUUCUUGAUAAUCUACCUCAUUGGAGCAUUCUUUGAAUAUUUCACAAUAUUAUGGAUAUUUCUCGCUUUUCCAAUUGCAAUGGCAGUUUUGAUGAUCAGCGCGCCCGAAGCGCCCGCUUAUUUGGUGAAGAGAGGAAAGAUUGACGAAGCUUACAAAACAGUUGCUUUCCUGAGGGGUGUAACAAAAGAUGACAAGAUUGUUGUGAAUGAAAUAGAUGAAAUGCAAAAACAAGAAGAAGAAUUCAAGUCUAUAUCCAAGAUCGGAAUUAGAACUAUUCUAAGAGACAAAUCCUGGCGACGAGGACUCAUCAUCAUGCUUGCUACUUUCACUGUUCACGCGUGGAACGGAGCGUUCGCAAUUCUAACUUACGCGUCCGCCAUUUUGUCCUCGACCGGCAAUGUAUUUGACAUAAGUCCAGAGUUACAGACUAUUAGCUUUCCCAUCGUGAUGAUCAUUGCAUCGUUAUCACUGACUGGCAUCGCUGAAAGAUUUGGACGGAGGGUUUUGUUAGCUGCCGGUUUCUUCUUCUCGGCACUCGCUCUAACAGCACUGGGUGUUGCCAUGUUAGUGCAGCAGCAUGGCUACAUGGUGCCGGGCUGGCUGCCGAUCACAUCCAUGAUGGUGGCCUCGGCGAUGUACGCGGGGAGUGUGCGGCCCCUGCCCUAUAUCAUUUCAACUGAGAUGUUCAAUUUUCAGGUCCGUGCCAAAGUCAUGGGCAGCAUCGUGAUGUACGCGUGGCUGGUGGUCGCCACACAACUGUUCGCUUACGGCCCCCUGGCGGACACUCUCGGCUUGCACGGCACGUUCAUCUGCUACGGAUUCAUUAACGUCCUCGGGGUCAUACUGUGUUACGUCAUGCCGGAGACCAAAGAUAAGACGGACGAGGAAAUAAGACACGUGUUGGCUCAUAACACAAAAAGACAAACUGUCAGUCAGCCCACGUAGUGUUUAUCGUCUUUAUUAACGCGAGUGUCACACAUUUUAAUAUUUUUUUAUAUUAUAUGACUAAUAACGCAUUAUUAUGCGAGGACGAGACACCGCUCUAAACUGACACUAACUGACACACUGAUUAUGUUGUCAAUAACACGGAUUUAAAUGGGUUCAACAUUCCCCACGUAGCACUCUAGUAUGUCGUGUAGAUUUAGAAAUACAUGUGAGCUAGAAGAGAAAUGGUGAACGAGAAUUUUACCCAUUUGGCAUUUGUAACUUCAUUCUUAACGCUUCUUCCAAUUCAUAUUGUUCACAUUUGCAGAAAUCUUCGGAAGUUUUUGAGCAAACGAGGCUACAAAUUACCUCGAACGCAAUCAUAAAAUAAUUGUUGUGACAUCCGUCAGUGUGGACACGUCAGUGUUUCAAUAGACGGAAUAACCCCCUCACCUUUAUUUACUUACUCAUUUGUGCUGAUUGUAUUUCACAUGGUACCACAACUACUGUGUUUAAAUUCUUAAAGAAUAUACAACAAUUAAUUUCAAAACAAUACAAAUAUUAGGAGCUUAAACAGUAAAUAUUGUGUUUGUGAUUUUAUCAGCAAUAAUAAACUAUUGUUACCAGACGCAAGUCAAAUAUUGUAUCGAAAUCUUGAGUGGGAUUAAAUUAAAGCAAAUAUGAUAAGUAUAUACGAAUAAA
This is a messenger RNA of Leptidea sinapis, 2325 nucleotides long. Its product is annotated as facilitated trehalose transporter Tret1-2 homolog. The coding region runs from base 304 to 1644 and encodes 446 amino acids. The transcript has 8 exons. Gene Ontology annotation, biological process: transmembrane transport. The record is from RefSeq and is a predicted model, not a curated record. Gene Ontology annotation, molecular function: transmembrane transporter activity. Lineage: Eukaryota; Metazoa; Arthropoda; Insecta; Lepidoptera; Pieridae. Gene Ontology annotation, cellular component: membrane.